Messenger RNA from Scaptodrosophila lebanonensis, 5992 nucleotides. RefSeq names its product transcription elongation factor SPT6 (gene Spt6). The record is from RefSeq and is a predicted model, not a curated record. Gene Ontology annotation, cellular component: transcription elongation factor complex. Gene Ontology annotation, molecular function: histone binding; nucleosome binding; DNA binding. The transcript is spliced from 6 exons. Gene Ontology annotation, biological process: positive regulation of transcription elongation by RNA polymerase II; mRNA transcription by RNA polymerase II; transcription elongation-coupled chromatin remodeling. The coding region runs from base 87 to 5576 and encodes 1829 amino acids. NCBI's taxonomy places the organism in Eukaryota, Metazoa, Arthropoda, Insecta, Diptera, Drosophilidae.
AUUGUGAACACUGCAAGCGAUUUUAUUGUGCAUUCGUUUUAGUUAAAUUCGUUUUUAAGCCUAUAGUUUAAUUAUAAUUUAUUAAAAUGGCUGAUUUCCUGGACUCCGAAGCCGAGGAAUCAGAGGAGGAGGAAGAAUUAGAUGUACAUGAACGCAAGAAACUAAAAAAGUUGAAAGCGGCCGUAUCGGACAGCAGCGAGGAAGAAGAAGACGAUGAGGAUCGUUUGCGCGAAGAGCUCAAAGAUCUUAUUGAUGACAAUCCCAUUGAAGAAGAAGAUGGAAGCGGUGACGAUUCAGACACUGGGAGUGGUGGCGAUGAAGAAGGCGGCAGUGGCAAGAAACGCAAAAAGCAUGAAGACGAUGAUUUGGAUGAUCGCCUGGAGGAUGAUGACUAUGAUUUAAUUGAGGAGAAUUUAGGCGUUAAAGUGGAGAGACGCAAACGCUUUAAGCGAUUGAGACGAAUACUGGACAACGAAAGCGAUGGCGAAGAGCAGCAUGUGGAUGAGGGUCUGGCACGUGAACAGAUUGCCGAACAGCUGUUCGAUGAGAAUGAUGAGCAAAGUAUUGAACACCGCAGUGAGCGCAGUCCACGCGAGGCGGAUGCAUUUGACGAGGAGGACUCUGAAUCUGAUGCCGAUGAUUUUAUAGUGGAUGAUAAUGGUCGUCCGAUAGCUGAAAAGAAAAAGAAACGUCGGCCAAUAUUCACAGAUGCCUCAUUGCAAGAGGGUCAGGACAUAUUUGGCGUUGAUUUCGACUACGAUGAAUUCGCCAGACCAGAGGAAGAUGAAUAUGAGGAUGAUUCCGAGGGCGAUGACUAUGAUGAAGAAAUGGGUGAUGAUGUCCGUGCAGCUAAAAAGAAGAAAUCACUCAAGAAGAAAGUUACCAAAAAGACCAUAUUCGAUAUCUAUGAGCCCAGCGAACUGAAGCGUGGCCAUUUCACCGACCUGGACAAUCAGAUACGCAAAACCGACAUUCCUGAACGUAUGCAAUUGCGUCAGGUGCCUGUAACACCAGUGCCUGAGGGCUCCCACGAGCUGGACGAGGAGGCUGAUUGGAUCUACCGUUUCGCAUUUUGCAAACAGACUGUUUCUGAGCAGGAAAAGGCAGAUAAUCGCGAAAAGAUGCGCAAACCGCCAUCAGCUGUUAAUAAAAUCAAGCAAACACUCGAAUUUAUACGCAAUCAACAGCUGGAAGUACCCUUUAUAGCCUUCUACCGUAAGGAGUAUGUCAAGCCAGAGCUGCACAUUGACGAUCUUUGGAAGGUUUACUAUUACGAUGAGCGCUGGUGUCAAUUAAACGAGCGCAAGAAGAAAUUAAAGGAACUCUUUGAGAAAAUGCGCCAGUUCCAACUUGACACACUGUGUGACGAUCCUGACAAGCCUAUUCCCGACGACGUCCGUUUGAUGAUGGACAGCGACUUCGAACGUUUGAACGACGUCCAAUCAAUGGAGGAGCUAAAAGAUGUGCACAUGUACUUCCUUCUCAACUAUUCGCAUGAGUUGCCCAACAUGCAUGCGGCAUUGAAACGCAAGGAGCAACAGGAGCGUCGAGAAGCCCGAGCACGUAGAUUGGCUGCUGCCGAGACGGAUGGUGAGGAUGGAGCUGGCGAAGGCGUCACCGGCAGCCAAGAUCCCAAUGAGGACGAUGAGCCCGAAUUUGAAGCCAGCGGCGAAGAGCAAUUGAAGCAGGCCCCAGACAGUAGUCCCUAUGCAGUCUUCCGUAAGGCGGGCAUCUGUGGCUUUGCCAAACACUUUGGCCUAACUCCCGAACAAUUCGCCGAGAAUUUGCGCGACAAUUAUCAACGCAAUGAGGUGAAUCAGGAGAGCUUGAAUCCCACAGAACUGGCCAAACAGUAUCUAUCGCCACGCUUUAUGACCAUCGACGAGGUUCUACAUGCAGCCAAAUAUGUAGUCGCUCGUCAAUUGGCCCAGGAACCAUUAUUGCGCAAAACUAUGCGUGAGGUCUUCUUUGCUCGGGCACGCAUUGACAUCAAACCCACCAAAAACGGUAUGGUGCUUAUCGACGAGAAUUCUCCGGUUUACCCAAUGAAAUAUGUGUCGAAGAAACCAGUUGGUGAUCUCUAUGGCGAUCAAUAUAUCAAGUUAAUGAUGGCCGAAGAGGAGAAACUGCUCGAGGUGACAAUUCUAGACACAUUCGAGGGAAAUGUUAAUGCCAAUGGACCCACUGGCGAUUAUGUGGAAGAGGCCAAGAACCUAUACUAUCUGGAUCAGUUUUCUAAGCAUGUUCUAGAAUGGAAUACGCUGCGUGCCGAGUGCGUCGAGUUGGCUCUAAAGAAAUGGGUCAUUCCAGAUCUGAUAAAAGAGUUGCGGGCCACACUUCACGAUGAAGCACAACAAUUCGUCCUGCGUUCCUGCACGGCCAAGCUGUACAAAUGGUUGAAGGUGGCGCCAUAUAAGCCAGAAUUUCCACAGGACUACAACUACGAUGAGUGGAGCACGUUGCGCGGCAUUCGCGCUCUAGGAUUGGCCUAUGAUCCGGAUCAAUCGGUAGCUGCCUUCUGUGCUGUUACCACAAUAGAGGGUGAUAUCUCUGAUUAUUUGCGUUUACCAAACCUACUCAAGCGCAAGAAUUCACAUAACGCGGAGGAGAAGGCUCUGAAAUUGGCCGAUCUGUGCAAGCUGAGCGAUUUUAUUCGCUCAAAGAAACCACACAUUGUGGUCAUUGGUGCCGAGUCACGCGAUGCACAAAUGAUUCAGGCAGAUAUUAAAGAAAUUCUUAAAGAGCUGGAAUCAUCCGAACAAUUUCCACCCAUCGAAGUGGAAAUCAUUGACAACGAACUGGCAAAAAUUUAUGCGAACUCGAAAAAGGGCGAGUCAGACUUUAAAGAGUAUCCACCACUAUUGAAGCAGGCCGUUUCAUUGGCACGCAAAAUGCAAGAUCCGCUCGUUGAAUACUCGCAACUGUGUGAUGCUGAUGAUGAAAUACUCUGUCUACGUUAUCAUCCACUCCAAGAACGUGUGCCGAAGGAAACAUUGCUGGAGCAGCUGAGUCUGGAGUUCAUAAAUCGAACCAGCGAAGUGGGUCUAGACAUUAAUAUGAUGGUGCAAAACUCCAGGACGGUAAAUCUAUUGCAAUAUACCUGCGGUCUGGGUCCACGUAAGGGACAGGCCCUCCUCAAAUUGCUUAAGCAAAGCAAUCAACGUCUCGAGAAUCGCACGCAACUCGUCACUGUAUGCCAUUUGGGACCGAAGGUAUUUAUAAAUUGCAGUGGAUUUAUUAAGAUCGAUACGAGCUCGUUGGGGGACAGCACGGAGGCCUAUGUGGAGGUCCUUGAUGGUUCGCGUGUACAUCCCGAGACAUACGAGUGGGCGCGAAAAAUGGCCAUCGAUGCCAUGGAGUAUGACGAUGAGGAAACAAAUCCGGCGGGCGCUCUCGAAGAAAUACUCGAGUCCCCGGAACGACUUAAGGAUCUCGAUCUAGACGCAUUUGCCGUAGAGUUGGAACGUCAGGGCUUUGGCAGCAAGUCCAUCACACUCUAUGACAUACGCAAUGAGCUCAGCUCCCUAUAUAAGGAUUAUCGUUCGCCGUAUCAGAAGCCGAGCUCCGAGGAAUUGUUCGAUCUGCUGACUAAGGAGACGCCCGAUUCCUUCUAUGUGGGCAAAUGUGUGACGGCAAUGGUGACGGGUUUCACAUACCGCCGACCACAAGGCGAACAACUUGACAAUGCAAAUCCUGUGCGCAUCGAAGCUAGCGAUAGCUGGCAGUGUCCCUUCUGUCACAAGGAUGACUUUCCCGAAUUAUCCGAGGUGUGGAAUCAUUUCGAUGCGAAUGCAUGUCCCGGUCAGGCGUCUGGUGUGCGUGUCCGGCUCGAGAACGGAUUGCCUGGUUUCAUACACAUCAAGAAUCUGUCCGAUAAACAGGUGCGCAAUCCUGAGGAACGUGUCCGCGUAGGCCAAAUGAUCCACGUGCGCAUUAUAAAAAUAGACAUUGAUCGUUUCUCCGUCGACUGUUCCUCAAAAACGGCUGACCUCAAGGAUGUGAAUAACGAGUGGCGGCCACGUCGCGAUGCCUUCUACGAUUUCGUCAGCGAGGAGCUGGACAAUCGCAAAGUGGCGGAUGCCAAAGCCAAGGCUCUUAAACGAAAGACCUAUGCACGUCGCGUCAUUGCACAUCCCAGCUUCUUUAACAAGUCUUAUGCCGAGGUCAUUGCUAUGCUGGCGGAAGCGGAUCAGGGUGAGGUGGCGUUGCGACCGUCAAGCAAGUCCAAGGACCAUUUGACAGCAACCUGGAAGGUGACCGACGACAUCUUCCAGCACAUCGAUGUGCGCGAAGAGGGUAAAGAGAAUGAAUAUAGCAUAGGACGCAGUCUCUGGAUCGGCACUGAUGAGUUCGAGGAUCUAGACGAAAUAAUAGCUCGUCACAUCACUCCGAUGGCGAUGGGGGCACGUGAAUUGUUACAAUACAAAUAUUAUCGGCCCUGCACGGCACCCCCGAAUGUGAACGAACGCGACUUCAUGGAGCAAUUGCUGCGAGACGAGAAGACCCGCGAUCCAAAGAAGAUCCACUACUUCUUCACCGCCUCAAGAAGCAUGCCGGGGAAGUUUCUGCUCUCGUACCUGCCGAAGACGAAGGUGCGGCACGAAUAUGUGACGGUAAUACCCGAAGGCUAUCGGUUCCGCAGCCAGGUCUUUGACUCGGUGAACAGUCUAUUGCGCUGGUUCAAGGAGCAUUGGCUGGACCCAGCCUCUUCGCCAGCAACCAACACGCCAUCUUCCCACAGCAUGCGUCCACCGGCAGCCCUUAGCUCGAUUUCGACUUAUGGCACCAACAUGAGUGGCACACCACGUAGCGGCAUCAGCAAUGCAGAUGCGCGUAGCUCAUCCGCCUACUCCGUAACGCAUUCCAUUGGCGGCUAUGGAUCGAGCAGCGUAACCGGUGCGGGCGGCGCUUCUGGGGCUCAUUACGGUGGCAGCUCCACAACGCCCUCCUUCGGCGCGCACAUCAACACACCGUACACGCCCAGCGGUCAGACGCCCUUCAUGACACCCUACACACCCCAUGCUUCGCAAACGCCGCGCUAUGGCCACAACGUUCCCAGCCCCAGCUCGCAAUCGUCCAGCAGCCAGCGACUUCACUACGGCUCAAGCAGUGGAGUGCCGAGCGGUACGCCCCGCUAUUAUGAUAUGACCACAUCCAAUGCCUACAACAGUUCCGGAAGCAGCGGCAUGAACGCCAGUCUUCUUCCACAGCAGCAGCAACAGCAGCAACGUGCCAAAGAGAACAUGGACUGGCAGCUGGCCAACGAUUCGUGGGCGCGUCGCAAGCCGCAACAUCAACAGCAGCAGUCGCAACAACAACAGCUUUCGAGCAGCAUGGGCCUUGGUCUUGGAUCUGGCUAUAACACCGGCUCCACGCCCACCAAUGAGUACCACACGAGCAGUAGCAGCAGCACCAAUCUCAACUCUGGCCUCCACACAGGUCGCGAGGAUCAGCAGCGCAUGCGCACAGCUGCCGGUGCCUCUUCCAAAUCUUCAGUGCGGAGCACUCCGCGCACAAAUACCUCGCCGCACUCGAUGAAUCUGGGAGAUUCCACCCCACUGUACGAUGAGAAUUAAAAGUGGAGCUGGCGCUAAUGAUGUGGGACGAUGGGGAGCGUUGCCUCAACAAAUUAAUUGCAUUAAAUUAUAAAAUAAACGAAAAUUACAGAACACAAAGCAAGAAACGCAGCUCUAAAUAACUUUAAAUUAAACAUAUUAAAACAACAACAACAACAAAUACAACCACAAGAACUCAAUACAAUAAAUUAAAAAAAAAAAAAAAAAAAUCACACAAAUGUAGAAGGAGGUGGAAAAAGUAUUUGGAGGUGUAAUUGGAACAGUUGGAAAUUAACACUGCAGCGACUUAGGGUUAUUAUUAUGCCGAAGUCCCUUAGCUGAUGGAUUAAUUGACAGCCGUUUGAAUUAAUGUACACACUACUUUAUGCGACGCCUAAAAGUCGAAAUAAAAAUUAUGAUUUUUUUCCGAUGAGAAA